This is a messenger RNA of Manihot esculenta (cassava), 426 nucleotides long. RefSeq names its product secreted RxLR effector protein 161-like. The transcript is spliced from 2 exons. Lineage: Eukaryota; Viridiplantae; Streptophyta; Magnoliopsida; Malpighiales; Euphorbiaceae. The record is from RefSeq and is a predicted model, not a curated record. Bases 1 to 426 code for a protein of 141 amino acids.
AUGGGUUUAGCCAAUUGCAAAUCUUGCCACGUCUCAAUGGAAGCUCGACUAAAAACUGAGCAAAUUGAUGAUAGUCCAUCGGUUGAUGCAACUCUGUGUAGGAGUGUAAUAGGCAACCUGAGAUAUUUGAUUCUGAGAUAUGUGAAGGGCACAACCAAUCAUCGAUGCCACUAUACACGUAGGAAGGAUUUGGGUUUGAAAUUGACAGGAUACAGUGAUAGUGAUUUUACAGGUGAUGUUGAUGAUAGGAAGAGCACCACAAGUGUGAUUUAUUUUCUUAGGGGUAAUCCAAUUACAUGGGUAUCACAAAAACAAAAAGUGGUGGCUUUAUCGUCUUGUGAAGCUAAGUAUGUGGCCGAGACUGCUGGUGCGUGUCAAGAAGUAUGGCUAGCAAGAUUGUUGGGUGAAAUGCAAAAGGUGAAGUAG